AUGGGAGGCCGGUUCUCUCGGGUGCAGUAUCGAGAGCAGGAUGCCGCUGUUUUGAGUCAUUUGGUGCUGCUCACUCAAGUCUGGGGGCUCGAUGAAAUUGCCUUCCUGUCGACAAAACUGCGACGGCUUUCGUUCAAUUUUUGCCUGACUUUCCAGCAGCUCGAAGAUCUCGUGGGUCUUCAUAAUAACUCGCUGUUCAAACCAAUGCUAGAUCGCUGGUUCGCCACGUUCCAAAAUACACACAGCAGCACUGUCGUAAACGGACUUGAGUUUCUCACAGCACUCGCACUCACUACUGCGGACGGGAAACUGGAAGAGAAAGCAGGUGCUGUCUUCGACAUCUUCGACUUUGACGCCUCCGGUGCCAUUACCCGCGAUGAAUUGGGAAUUCUGAUAAAAUCGGCGGUGCGUGGCCUCUCCAAAGCUACAAAAGGCCUUGGUCCACGACUCGCAACGCUGUGUCCAAUGAGUGAAGUGGCCGAGCUUACUCGUCAGUGUUUCGCGCAUUGCGAUCUGGAUGAUGAGCAAGAUCUACCACGAUCUCGCUAUAUUUUAUGGGUCAAGCAGACCCCAAAGAUCGUAAACUUAUUGCGUUGCUUCGUGCAGCGAGAGUAUCUGUCAGAAGAAGAAGCUGCUGUGAUGAUCCAGCGCUGUGGUCGUGGAAUGCUGGCACGACAUGAAGCAGCUGAGCGUCGUCUGGAGAUCCAACUCGAAGUGGAGCAAGAGUUAUCACAAGCAGCUCAGAAGAUCCAGGACGUGGUGGUCACGCGCAAGAAGAAGCGCGAGCGGCUACGACAGCAAAAAGUCGAGCGAUUCGCUCACCAUGGCGCAGUUUAUUCAUUUGGCGCCAACGCACGAGCACAAUUAGGGCACUCACACUUGGAUCUCUCGAAAGAGGUGGCUUCUCCAUUGCUAGCGGCAUUUUUUAAGAAUAACGAGCUGCGAAUCUCUCGCGUAGCUCUCAGUGAGACCCAUGCAAGUGCUGUAACAUCCGACGGUCAAGUUUUCACGUGGGGCGCAGGUGUGCCAGGUUCCUUUGGAUUUCUCUUGCCACCACAGUUGCAAGACGGUAGCAGCUUUAGUGGAGGAGGCGGCGUUAUUCGCAAACAACCUACUAGAGUGGACGAUCUGAACGAUGUUGUAAUUGCCGAUUCACGUCUUGGUAGCCAUCAUUCGGUUGCGUUAAGUGCUGGGGGCAUCGUGUACACAUGGGGAUCUGGUGGCUAUGGACAACUCGGACAUGGAGAUUUCGCUGUGUCGGGUGAGAGCUCGGAGCGUAGCGAUGCCAUUUUCCGAUCCCAAUUCGAUCCUCACACAGGCAGAGAAUAUUCAGUGAUCGAUUUGCCAUUGCAAUUGGACUCCAGUUACUUCGAGGAGAUGCGGGUGGCACAAGUGGCGUGUGGCUAUUACUUCACUGUGGUCGUGACGGAGGACGGAAGUGUGUUUAGCUGGGGCGAAGGAUCGGAUGGGCAAUUAGGUCUUGGCUACUCGGAUUCUUACCGCGUAGGGUUCUUAGAUCCCAACAUCAGCGGCAGUAAUUUCGUGUACAUGCCAUCUCCAACUCGAAUUGAUGCGCUCAAGGAGCCUAUCGAGAGUGUGGCGAUUGGUGGCAACCACGUUUUCGCUAUCGGACGCGCUCCAACCCGACACGUUUUUGAGUGGGGAGCCUGGAAACGGCGUGGUGCGAGUGACGCACGCGAAAGCGCCUUCACACCUCUUGAAAACGCCGCGCUCUCGGUCUUAAACGUGCAGCAGAUUGCAGCCGGAAGAGAGCACGCACUCGCUGUGACUUCGCGUGUCCAAGUGUCGCUAAAUGUCGACCAGUUCCCAUAUCGACCUAGGAGUCCUAAAGACGAGGAAAAGGAAACUGAGGGCGAGUCUCUACGUACGAUAGCACUGUGCGCGCGCUUCGGAUCUCAACCGACACAGCUCUCACGAGCCAUUUCAGGGUCAGUCUUCGCUGUGCCGCUUCCCACCGCGGAGUUCGGAGGCGCUUUGCAGGCGUCGUCUCCAGCAGCGACAGCACUUAGUGCUGCGGUGUACAAUCGCUCCGAUUCCCAGCUUCGAUCGAGCUUAAUGCGUUGCACGGGCAAGAUCGCACUGAUUGAUCGAGGGACAGCGACGGGCUUUUGGAUAUCGUUGCUCAUCGACUCAACGCGGCCUGCAGAGUUGCUGGAGAUUCCAUGUGUGCCAGCUGCUUUUGGCCCACCAUUGAACGCCAAAGGGGUGCGAGCACAGUUAUUCUACUCCCCCGAGCGGCUAUCAAGACUGCGUUUGUAUGUUCGGCCGGAUGAAAUCGUCGGGCGCAUUGCCGUGCUCGAGUUUGGCCAAGAAGACGUGACUUUUGAUGCGGAAACACUUGAUGCUAGUGAGCUCAUCGGACGUCUUAUGAAGUCUCUCGUUUCGCUCGUCAAGGACGCACAGAAUGCUGGAGCUGUGGGUGUGGUGAUCAUUUUUGACUUCCUUGAAGCUGAUGCCUUUGCGCUCGAGGCUGAUGAAGAGAACGGCGAUGCUGACAAUUUUAAGAUCCCUGCAGUCAUGAUACGCAAGAGUCAACAUGGGGUAUUGCUACUGGAACAGCUACGGACGCCAGGACCGAGACCCUGGUCGAUUUUGUCAAGUAAAGAGGACGUGCUGGGAAAGCAGAUACUGACGGCGCAGAAGGCUGGAGCCAAGGCCGUGGUGGUUGCUCAAACUCGUGUCGAUCCAGUCCCAGUGAGGCUGGGAAUGGAUGUGUUUGGUGCAGAUGAAGGCGAGAAAGCUCCCAGCACCUCAGGCGUGAAGAUUCCUGUGGUAUCAAUUCCGUACAAGGUUGGCGCUAAGAUGAAAGAGAAGUUGGAAGGUGUCGAGGUCGAUGACUCGCUGUGUCGAAUAGCUCUCGAUGGAUCGGGGACGCUUUAUGCGUGGGGAUUUGCUGAAAACGGUCGUCUGGGGCUGGGUGACAUUGAGAACGAGAAGCUCUUCCAAUCAGGAUACGACGGCGCUCGGAACAAGAGCUACCAGUUCGUACAGGACCCGGAGGUCGUAUCAGCGUUAAUGACCGAGGAGAUCACACACAUAUCUUGUGGCGAGGACCACUCUGCUGCUGUGAUGGCACAAUGUUUUGCUGGGGAAGCGGUCGAGACGGUAAACUCGGCACUGGGUCAUUAG
Molecule: messenger RNA, 3150 nt
Organism: Phytophthora infestans T30-4
Lineage: Eukaryota; Oomycota; Peronosporomycetes; Peronosporales; Peronosporaceae
Product: regulator of chromosome condensation (RCC1), putative
Exons: 7
Coding region: 1-3150 (1049 amino acids)
Molecular function (GO): calcium ion binding; protein binding
Source: RefSeq, a predicted model, not a curated record